Molecule: messenger RNA, 7566 nt
Organism: Phyllostomus discolor (pale spear-nosed bat)
Lineage: Eukaryota; Metazoa; Chordata; Mammalia; Chiroptera; Phyllostomidae
Gene: ARK2C
Product: ring finger protein 165
Exons: 8
Coding region: 328-1371 (347 amino acids)
Biological process (GO): positive regulation of BMP signaling pathway; motor neuron axon guidance
Molecular function (GO): ubiquitin protein ligase activity; zinc ion binding
Source: RefSeq, a predicted model, not a curated record
CCACCCGCGCGCCCGCGGUCCCCGCUGUCCCCCGCGGUUCCGGCGAGGCCGCGCCGCGCUGCGCUCCGCUCCCAUUGGCUGCACGCGCCUUUGUGUGGCGGCAGCUGCGGCCCCAGCGCCUUUGAAUGUCGAGAGGGGCCGGGAAGGGAGCCUUUCCAUGGGCCAUCUGUCUCCCCGCCAGCCGCCGCCCCACCGCCGCCCGCGCCCCGCGCUCCGCCUCCCGCCCCGGCGGCUCCCGCAGCCCCGCCGCCGCCCGCGCCCGCGCCCCGGAGCCGCGCCACAAAGGGCCCGCGCGCAGCUGCCGCCGCCGCCGCGCGAGGAGCCAGGAUGGUCCUGGUCCACGUCGGCUAUCUCGUGCUUCCAGUGUUUGGCUCUGUGCGAAACAGAGGUGCCCCCUUUCAAAGGUCUCAGCAUCCUCACGCUACCUCCUGCCGCCACUUCCACCUGGGCCCCCCGCAGCCGCAGCAGCUCGCGCCCGACUUCCCCCUGGCCCACCCCGUGCAGUCGCAGCCGGGCCUCAGCGCCCACAUGGCCCCGGCCCACCAGCACAGCGGCGCGCUGCACCAGUCGCUGACCCCGCUGCCCACCCUGCAGUUCCAGGACGUCACAGGUCCCUCCUUCCUACCUCAGGCCCUGCACCAGCAAUACCUCCUGCAGCAGCAGCUCCUGGAAGCCCAGCACCGCAGGCUGGUCUCGCACCCCAGGCGGAGUCAGGAGCGCGUGUCUGUCCACCCCCACCGACUCCACCCCAGCUUCGACUUUGGCCACCAACUCCAGACACCUCAGCCCAGGUACCUGGCUGAGGGCACUGACUGGGAUCUCAGUGUGGACGCCGGCUUGAGUCCUGCUCAGUUCCAGGUGCGGCCCAUCCCUCAGCACUAUCAGCAUUACCUAGCGACGCCUCGAAUGCACCACUUUCCCAGAAACUCCUCCUCCACGCAGAUGGUCGUCCACGAAAUCCGAAACUACCCUUACCCUCAGCUUCACUUCCUUGCUCUCCAGGGACUGAACCCCAGCAGACACACCUCUGCCGUGCGGGAGAGCUAUGAGGAGCUGCUGCAGCUCGAGGACAGGCUGGGAAAUGUGACUCGGGGAGCCGUGCAGAACACCAUCGAGAGGUUCACCUUCCCCCACAAAUACAAGAAGAGAAGACCCCAGGAUGGCAAGGGAAAGAAGGAGGAGGGGGAGGAGUCAGACACGGAUGAGAAAUGCACAAUUUGUCUGUCUAUGCUGGAAGACGGAGAAGAUGUGAGGCGCCUACCGUGUAUGCAUCUCUUUCACCAACUCUGUGUGGACCAGUGGCUCGCCAUGAGCAAGAAAUGCCCCAUCUGCCGGGUGGACAUUGAGACACAACUGGGAGCUGACAGCUGAGGGAGGAAUUAGCCAGUGGACGCCCCAUUUUCCUUCACCAGGUCCCCCCACGGCCAUAGCCCUUGCAGCCAAACUUUGCCUUCUGAGCCAUUUGACGUAGAGGAAAAGCCUGCAAGCACAUUCUGUGGAAAGAGGAGUUGGUGGUAUCAGUGUCCGAGGGAAAGGAGGGGUCGGGGAGGACCCACCCGUCCGGAGUGGUGACUGUCCCCAUCUGCCUCGCUGUGCGGGAGGGAGGGAGCUGGCCGUGCCGGAGCAGGGGUGGGAAGGGGGGGCCCACGCUGCUGAGAAUCCAGACGUGACCCCGAAGGUCCUAGCUCAUAGACCGGCCCCUCAAUCCUGUCCUUGGAAGGAUUGUGUAUAUACCUCUCGACCACGUAGAAACCAUGUAGGGGUCUCUAGCUAUUUCUGUGGAUGGCAGCCGGAGCAUGUUAGCUUAAGAAAAAUGUUGUGUGUGGUGCUCUAGUCAUCUUGUGGUGGUCAUGUCGCUAUUACCGAAUUCGCACCAAAUAUUUCUCAUUGAGUUUCUUGUUUUGGUGCCUGACUGAACCAACCGACAGCCCAAAUCUUCCCGUCUUUAAGAAAGAAAAGGGAAAAGGAAUCAAACGUGAAAGGGAAAAAAAAAAGCCAAAUCCUGUUUACGAUGAAAAAAGGAUGAUUUUUUUCACCCAGGUUGGGAGGCGGGAGGGGGGUCCUUGUUUCGUUUUCUGUUUUGGUUUUUCCCUUUGCUUUCAUUUUUCUCAUGUUUACAAUGCACGGAGUGUGGAAGGGUGCAUCUGGGAGACGCGAGGACUGGAGAAGGAGCAGGAGGGGUCUUAGAGGGGCCUCGAGGGGCCCAGCCAGGCUCGGGAAGGUGGAGUUCGAGUAGGUGAGGGGAGAAUUCUGUCUCGAAGGAGGGGUUGCUCGUUCCAGGGCCCGUUUACUUAGCUCCAGCCAUCCCCUCCGUUCCACACGGAACCAGACCUUCAACUAAAGUUGCCACCAGGUCCCUUAGAGCCAGGAUGCGCCUGCUCACGCCAACUGCUUCUUCUGGGCUGUGCUCAUGUGCUGUCACAAAGAGGCAAUUUGGCUACAGCCUCCCUAUGCAAAAAAUGAACCAGAUGAUAAGGAUACAUAGCACAGGCGAUGGAUACUUGGUCUCAGCCAAAGCGCUCUCAGCUAGUACCUGCUGGCUGCGGUCAAAUACCAUGGGCCUUGAGGAAGACCUUGAGCUUCCUCUGGAAUGGUUCAAAUCCUGAUGGAGUCCCUUGGAGAAGGCCCCGGCCCUGGGACCCUGCUGGCUGGGUUUGGGAGGCACCGUGUCCCUGGCCUCUGGCCCUUUCUCUGACUCUUUGAUAACCUUGGGCAAGUCCCUUUCAUUCUCUGUGCCUCAGUUUCCCUCUCCUUAGAGUGAGGAGAAAUGACAGUGCAUCCCCAUUUCUGCUUCCUCUACAUCCUCACCUAGAUAUUGUGAGGAUUAAUACUACCUGCCCGAGACGUUCAUGCUCUGGGAACCUCCUUGGGUUAGGGGUCGGGGUGGCAGGAGAGACAGACCUGGGAGUCCCAGGUGACAGCACACAGUAUGUCUUUCUGCACCUCCCCGCAGUUUCCCCGGACCUCAGCGGGGGCUCAGAGAUGAGAGGGCAGAGGAGUGGAGAUGGGAAAAUCUGCCACAUUCCACCAAUUCACCAGUCCCAACCCGGCUUCCUUGAUCUGCCGGUGGAAAACACCAGCUCAGCUGGAAUCCUGCUCUCUUCCUUCACCCCUCCCAUCCUCCUCCCUGCACUUGCACUGCCCCCAAUGCCUCCCCCCCUGCCCCAGUCAGAUGUUGAUAACAGAAGACUAGGGGGGCAGAAUAUUUACCACAUAUAUGAAGAAAUUCCAUAAGGCUGAGGAAACUGGAGUGUGCAUUGCUGCUACAAAGGGUAAAACCAUGACCACUGGGUAAAAAUGACUGGGAGGCAGAUUUUGGCUUGAGGUAGAACCUUCUAGCACAACUAAGCUAUCAGGUAGCUGCUCUGGACACCUACAAGCGGAGUGUGGAGGUGGCUUCUGGAGGGAGGGUUACUCAAGGGUCUUACUCAGACGAAGGUGACCCCUACCGGGUGCCUGCCAGGGUGGGUGCCGGGACAGACGACGGUGAAGAAGACUGUCCGGCCUGGAGGAGCACACAGCGUAGCUGAGGAGUGAAGACACAAAGGACAAUGCAAAAAUGGUGACUAGUCUACUUAAUGGCAAUGAGCAUGACACUGUCCCAUUCAGCGAGGCCAACAGUGUCUCUAGGGCUAAAGGCUAGAGACCCCACCAGUGUGGAAAGUAUUUACUUCUGAGUCAGGAUUUUGGGGAAAGCUAGUGACUAGUUGCCCGGGGAAGGUGGGAAUUCUCCCUGUCCUGCUUUGACCCCCAGGUAGCCAGGGUGGUCCAGGGAAGGUCACUCCCAUCUUAGUCGUGGCCUCUUGCUCCUCUGUCUAAGGCUGGUCUGGAAGGCUAGCAGGUAGAGGGAGUCGGUGGGGAGGCCAGAUGGGGCAGGAGCUGGCGUCCUGCGUCCCGGCCUUGGCUCUUCACCAAGAGAGUGGGUAGUGCUAGAGCCCUGCCUUCUUCUCGCUGGGACUCAGUUUCUCAGUUGCACCACGAGGAGGUUGGACUGCAUGCUUGCUAAAUUUUCUCCCCACACUCACAUUCUUUGAUCCUCCCUCACAUCAAUACAUCGUUCAAGUCAUCAGAGCUGUGCGCCAGCCGAGCUGUUGACAUGACGUGCUGUGGGCUCCAACGUCUGCUUUCAGGCUGGGAGUGGGGCGUGGUCUCCUCCUCCUACCCCCCCCCCCCCCCAAUUAUCUGCAGGCUCCCUGAGCACCCCAGCCUAACCUGAGGCACUGCCUGAAUGGGGCGGGGACCACCUGGAGGAAAGAGGUCAGCUGCUGGCUUUGAGGGUAGAUUCUAAAGCCCCCAUCCUCUGCCCAUCUCUUUGGGGCCCUCUUCCCCUGCAGGUGAGCACAGGAGGUGAUGUGGAUGCAGGCACCUCCCUGCUCCCUUAGUGGGGCAGCUGUCAGGGUGAGACGAGAGGACAGGGGGUCUGUGCUUCUGCUCCUCGAGGCCCCUCCCCCAUUGUCCGGUGCUGGGGAAGAGCGGAGAAGAGGCGGGCUCAGGCCUCAGCAUCUCACACCCACCACCUCCAGGAGGGGAAAACCCCAGUGCUCCCCCUUCUGCUCAACACCAGGGACUCAGACCCUUUCUUGACUGAGACGCAUGAGUGCCUUCUGGGGCGAGAGCUGCCCCAGGAUCAAGUUGGGCCUCCUAGCCACAGUGCAGUCCUGGCCGCAGUGGGUCCAUCGAGGACGCCGAUCGCUGGAGCCAACGCCGCAAGCCCGGCCUGCUCAGGCGGAGGGCGGGGGGCACGGGGCUCCUCCACACCCCCGGGGACCCUCUCCGCGCAGUGUCGCCCUUGCCCACCACCUGUGGCAAGGCUCCAGCUCCUCUUCUGCAAAUGUUCCCGGCCUCCGUGCAAGUAUUCUUAACUCUUUACGCCUAAUGAACAAGCACAGUUUUUUCAAUGGUGAAAAAAAAGCACCAGAUUUUUCUUUUUUUCUGAAGAAAUCCCCCAAGCCCCCCCCGCCGGCCGGCGGGACACACACUCCCCGCGUGGGGCUGUAGCAACGUCGUCUGUCAGGUCCCCCCCUCGUGUUUCAUCUCCUGCGCGCGUAGAGCAAAUGCUAGAGCGAUUUCAGCUGAUAGAAAAACAAAAAUGAAAAAAAAAAUCCACAAAAAACAAAAAACAUGGCACGUUGCUAGUUUACAGGGUUUUGUGAGUUUAAAUGCCUUAUAUUUAACAAUCAUAAUUUAUGACUAACUUGUAGAUAUCGUGGGUUCUUAUUUAAUUAUUUUUAUAGUUGUUUUGCAUUUUUAAUUAUAAUUUAUUUAUUUAGAAAGGAUACUAAUUUUUUUUAUUACUCCUAUUACCUCAUUUUGGCGUUGUUUCUGGGAGUGGAAUGCUUUGCAUGCAUUGGUACGAUGACAAACAACUACGAAUACAAAAAAAAACAUUUAAAUAAAAUUCCGCGAACUUUAUUUCGUCCAAACUAUCAGGGUGUGUGAUUGCAAGCUGUCCUCCUGUGGUGCUGGCCUCUUUGGAUACAUUCCAUACGAAAUGCAAACCUUUGAUUCUGUAUGCUGUGAUCUAGUGAAAAACUCCAAUAUAGUGACUGUAUUUAGCACAUAUAUGAAUAUGAUUUGCACUCGUCAGCAGACUGGGGUAAUCCUUUCACUUGCUACCCUCCCCCCCUCACCGCCCCUCAUUAACCUGUCUUUCCUUCUUCCCUCGCCCUUCCCACAACCUCAGCCCGCUCUGUCCCUGCCCUCUGAGGAAAGUCUGGGGCCACUGGAGGUCGCUCUCGUCACCUGGGCUCCAACUCUCUCUGGUUGCAGAAUGCUCCCUUCGGACAUGACCAGCAGGAGCAUCUAAAAGCCAAAAAACCCUGAUUUAUUAGAAUCAGAGGUCAGGAGGCUCAGGUUUGCAGACCAGCUCUAUUGCCAACUUCCCUGUGACCUUGAGCAAGUCAUGUGGCCUCCUUGUGUCCCAGUUCUCUGGGCUGGGGGAGGGAGGUGAGCUGGAGGGUCCUCAGGGUCCCUCAGACUCAGAGAGACUAUGAUGCAGGUCUGGUGGGAGACCACCCUGCUGUGCUAUCUCACCCUCUCCGGAGAGAAGACAGGAAGGAAGGAAGGAAGGAGAGGUAGUGACGAGGAGAGGAAGAGAGUGGACUGAGAAUUUACCCAGUGGGUUUGCUCAAAGGAGACUUCAGAGGAUUUCUGUCCUUUUAUAGGCGGCAUCCUGGCUGGGGUGGGGGGGGGGCAGGGAGACAGGACAGGUGAAUUCACCCUUUCACAUGGGACGUGUCCUUUCACAAGGUUUGAUGGGGACUUGGGGAGUGAACUCAAGUCCGUGUCUUGCCAGGUAUGGGGAUGGAUUAGGCCCCAGACCACAGUGUUGGGCAUUGGCGCCCCAUCCUGCCGUCUCCUGGAGCCUGUGUUGUUGAGGCAUUGCCCAUGACAGCAGAUUGGAACACAUAUGCUAGACUCCUGGUUUCUCCUUCGCUCUCUGUCAUUGCUCCACGAGGCUGUGGGCAGGGGGCGCUGCUGUGGAGGACAGGGGUGUGGGCUCCCCGCUCACCGCCCCGAGGAAGGGUGUGGGGGACAGGUUUAGGGAAACAGUGGCUUCAAAGCCUCGUGCAGCUGUGAGUGCAGAUGCCUUUGAGUGAACAGGAGAGAGAGGGGGUCCACGCCCUCGGCAGAAGCUUCCGAGUGGGCUUGGACCCUGGCUGGGCGAGAGAGGAUCACUCCCAUGCUCUCUGCAUGUCUGCCUCUUUCCCCCUUUCCUCCUUACCUUCCUUUCCAGCCCGUCUUUUCCUGCUGCCUCUUGACACCACUGCCUUCGCCUGGUGGAGAAGUCCACCCUCCGCAUGGGGCCCCUCCCCGGGAUGGUGCUGAUGGGGGAGGACGUGGACGUGCAAUUUGCCACACUGCCUGGCCAGGCUUGUAGAAGUGGCUGGGCUGGGCACGGUCCCCGAGCCUCAGCUUUGCUCCGGCUGGACUAUGGGUCCUGUUCCCUGGGCUUCCUGCCUGCUACCUGCCUGGCUUCCCUUUCUGCCUCUGCCCUGGAGCCUUGUUCUCCUGCUUUCCUUGGAGGUGGCCCGUGGAGUCGCCUACCAGGCCACCCGGCCACCACACUGCUGGGCCUGGCAGACACUGCCCUCUUGGCAAGGCUCCUGGACGGACAUGCCUUAUGCUGCUCUGCAGGGUCAGAGUGGGAAGGGGCCCCUUGCCCUGGCUGGCCUGUGCCCCCACCCCUCCUAACCCCAGCCUUCCCCUCCCCCAACCCCACCCCUGGCCUUGGCUGCAGCUCAUUUCUCUGCUGUGGAGCCAGCGCACUCGGCCCUCAAGGGGGUAAUUUGGUUGCCCCUGGUAAGUGAAAGGAUUAUCCUCAGUGUUGAUUGUCCUUUUUUGUAAUCCUCCUGCUGUUCUGUUCUGUUGUGCUGUGCAACAUUUUGCUACAUAGACUAUUUUAUAGCAGAAAGCUAGAAGAAUAUUUAUUAUGAAUAUUAAAGCAAUAGUGCAUCAAUGAAAAGGCGGAGACAUUAGGAAUUGUGUAAAUGCUUAGAUUCACUUUUGGUGGAUUUUUUGUACUUUAUUUAUAACUAAUAAAAAUGAACUGCAUUGCUAACUACA